AUGUUUGAUCUCGUCAUCAAGAACGGUGUGAUAUGCACUGCUAGCGACUUGUAUCAAGCAGACAUUGGAAUUCGUGCUGGCAAGAUUGAAUGCAUUGCCAGCAAUAUUGACUCGAGUUUGGCUGGCGGAAUAAUCGAUGCUGAGGGCGCGUUUGUCACUCCCGGAGGAAUCGACGCUCAUGUUCACGUCGAUGAGCCUUGCAAACUGCUUGGCGAUGUGGCAGACACCAUGGAGAGUGCGACCAGAAGCGCAGUGGCUGGUGGUACAACAACUGUCAUUGCAUUUGCUACCCAAGACAUAGAAAAAAAGGGACCCGAGGCUUUAUCAAAUUCCGUUGAACAGGUCGUCAACGAGUAUGCCCAGCAAACUUUGUAUUGUGACUAUGCCCUGCACUUAAUCUUGUUCCAAGUCGAGCAAAAUUCCAUAGCAGGUCGCCAACUUUUGGACGUUCAGCUUCAGAAUGUAUACGAAGAUUUUGGCGUGACCAGUGUCAAAGUGUUCAUGACAUAUCCAGGUUUGCAGAUGAGUGAUUACGAUAUUCUAACUACAAUGCAUGCGACGAGAUCGAACGAAUUCACCACGAUGAUUCAUGCCGAAAAUGGAGACUUGAUUCGAUGGAUGAUCGAAGAUCUGGAGUCCAAGGGUUUGCUGGACCCGUUCUACCACGGCGUAUCAAGACCCAUUGAAUUUGAAGGCGAGGCAACGAACAGGGCAAUUGUUUUGUCGUCGACUCUGAAAACUCCAAUUCUUUUCGUGCACGUAUCGUCGCCCGAUGCAAUCCAAACGAUAAGCAAAGCACAGGCGCGCGGUUUGCGUGUGUUCGCUGAAACUUGUCCUCAGUACGCGCUGCUAUCAGAUGAACUGACAAAAUGUCAUCAUGGUAAAGAACCUGCAGGACACAACUCGUCCUCCUUCGAAAAAACCGAGAACAAAACUGCCGACCAGUUCGAGGGCGCCAAGUACAUUUGCUCUCCGCCUAUCAGGGGUGAGCAAUGUCAAGAGCACAUAUGGAAUGCGAUAAAUGAUGGAACCUUCACAAUCAUAGGUUCCGACCAUUGUCCCUAUUAUUAUUAUGACAAGGUAUCUGGCGCUUCUAAGCAUAGAGCAUUUCGUGACAACAAAGAUGGCAGGUUUCGUUAUAUUCCCAACGGGAUGCCAGGCGUGUGCACCCGGCUGCCAUUAUUGAUGACCUACGGUUACACCCAUGGUAAAAUAAGAGAUAUGGCGAAAUUUGUCGAACUUAACUGUACCAAUCCUGCUAAAGUUUAUGGUUGUUACCCACAAAAGGGAUCUCUUUUGCCCGGUGUAAGUGACGCCGAUAUCGUCAUAUGGUACCCGCAGGGCAGCAGCGAAGGGAAGUAUCCGCCCAGGCCUGAUAGUAUCACAAACGACCUUCUCGAGCACGGUUGUGACUAUACGCCAUUCGAAGGCUUCCCGCUUUCUAACUGGCCCCGUUUUACCAUCGUUAAAGGCCGUGUGGUGUACAGAGAAGGAAUGAUAGUGGAAGAAAAUGCAUGUGGUGACUACUUACGGAGAGAGAAGAGUACGAUGUGCAGUAACGAGAAAAGUGCAUCAUGA
Molecule: messenger RNA, 1578 nt
Organism: Lachancea meyersii CBS 8951
Lineage: Eukaryota; Fungi; Ascomycota; Saccharomycetes; Saccharomycetales; Saccharomycetaceae
Source: the annotation of a GenBank genome assembly